UCUUAGUCACUAUUCUUCGGAGGCUUCGAAGCCGAAACAACAGGGGGAACUGUUUGGUGGAAUGAGGUAAAACUAACCAAGUUCAGGACCUGAUAAAUAAAGGAAAAUAAGAUGACCCAAGAAGUUAACCUGAAUUCCCUCAAGGAACUGGAACGUGAGAUAAUACUUCAGGUCCUCUACCGAGAUCAGAUGGUGCAAAAGGUUGAGGAGGAGAGGAUAAGGAAACUGAAGUUGCACCUGCAGGAUCUUCGAUGGAGACCAGCAAAGAACACAAAGCAGGAAUACAAAGAGAAGUUCUGUGCACGAUGCCAGAAAUCUCUAGGCUUGGUGAUAAACCGAGGAGGUGUAUGCCAGGGCUGCAGCCAUCGAGUAUGUUCCGAGUGUCGGGUCUUCCUGAGGAAAACCUACAUGUGGAAAUGCACUGUCUGCUUUGCUGAUGGGGAUGUAAAAAUAAAAACUGGAGAGUGGUUCUUUGAGGAACGAGCCAAGAAAUUUCCAGCUGAAAGCAAACAUGAAACAGCUGGUACAAAGCUCUUGAAAUCUUAUCAGAAACUGAGCAAAAUUUCCGUGGUUCCUCCUACUCCACCUCCUGUCAGUGAGAGCCGUUGUGGAUCCAACACAGGGGAACUUGGUCAGCUUAAAGGAUUUAAUAAAUCGAUGGAAAAUUUGUUUCUGUCUCUUACCACACACAUAAAAAAAAUCUCCAAGUCCCAGAAUGACAUGACUUCUGACAAACAUCUUCUAACAACCAAUUGCAGGGAGGAGAGGAGAAGCCAAUCUGACACUGCCAUCAACUUGACAACCAGGACUGACAGCUUAACAGAUCAUCUUAAACUUGUCAACCAAGAGAAUGAUGAAAGCUUUAUUACUCCCAUCUUACAGCAAGAAAAUAUUUUACCUACUUCUACUCAUAGCGUCAUGUUCUCUGGUGGCAUCAAACAUGGAAGUUUGGCAAGCAUUAGCAGCACUUGUACAGAGGUGGGCAGUUUUGACAAUGCUAAUAUAACUGGAGAAAUACUAUUUGCCCUUCAGUACGACUUUAAGGCUUCUACGCUAGAAAUCUGCAUCAAAGGCUGUAGGAAUCUAGCCUUUGGAGAAGAAAAGAAGAAAAAAUGCAAUCCCUACAUAAAGACCUAUCUGCUGCCUGAUAGAGGCUCUCAGGCCAAGAGGAAGACGAGUGUCAAAAAGAACACCGUGGAUCCUCUCUUUCACGAGACUUUGAAGUAUCGUGUGGAGCAUUCCCAGCUGCAGACCCGACUGCUCCAGGUCUCUGUGUGGCACUUGGGAACACUUACCCGGAAAGUGUUUCUGGGAGAAGUUUUAAUUCCUCUGGCUUCCUGGAACUUCGAAGAUAGUACAGUACAAUCAUUCCACUGCUAUCAGCUCAAAGCUAAGAAUUACAGAAUCGCAGAAUCUCAGAGUUGGAAGAGAACUAGGAAGUCAUCUGGUCCAGCCUAUACCUGAAGAACAUCCUCUCAAACAUACAUGACUUGCAAGUGUGUGUUCAGCCUUGCUUGAAGCACUCCAGGGAUGGGGGAAGCCAUUCCACCCAAGGCUGCCCACCCAUUUCCACCUUGACAUUGUUCUGUUUGCUGGGAUUUUCCCCCUAAUAUCAAGCCUAAAUCAGGCUUUCUGCACCUUGUGUCCAAUGUUUAUAAUUCUACUCUCUGAGGUCAAAUAGAGCAAGUGACCACCUUCUGAUACUCAAAAAUAGCUACCAUGUCUCCCCCUGCCUUCACUUCUUCAGGUUAAACAUCUUGGUUCCUUCAAUUGACCCUCAUAUGAUAUGAUCUUGUAGCCUUUCAUCAUUCUGGUUGCCCUCUUCUGGAUGUGCCUUUCAACGUCCUUAAAAUGUAUGGCUCCCAUCUGAACACAACGUUCCCAAUAUGGGCUGAACAGGGCAGAGUACACAUGAUUGAAUCAAGUGUUUUGGCUGCAGCGUCACACUGUUGAUGCAUAUUGACCUUGUAGCCUAUUAAGUCCCAUCCCCCUACCCCAAUAUUUUUCUGGCCAUGUUUUUCUCAUCUUAUAUUUGUAAAUUUUUUUUAAUCCAUGACACACGCUACAUUUUUUUCUUAUUAAACUUAAUCUUAAUAUGAUUCAUAGUCUUGUUCUCAACAUUGACUCAGUGAGAAUCUUAAAUUUCUUUCCAUACCCCUAGGGCCAGUUAGCAUUUAAAGAAUGUCCUGAUGCUACAAAAUACACAAACUCCAUCAUCACUGAAGUGCCGGAAAUUGGGUCCCAGCCCAACCCCUCAUGUCCAACUGUUCUGCCUUUCAGUCUGGGUAAUGAGCCUGGAGAGAAGUUUGGGGGAGAUUCUUCAAGAAUAACUGAAUUCUGGGGUAACCCCACAUUUUUGCUUUUGCCACCGGUGUCAAUCUCUUCCAUUCACCAACAGUUCCCCCAGCACUGAAAAAUGUUAACGUUGUUUUGAUUUGAUCUUUCUCUUUGACCUUUCCUUCUCUCUACCAGAGCAGCUACAUAACUGUAGAAAGGCAGAUAUUGGGUGGUUAGAGGAGAAACUAGAGACCUAGAUAAUCUAUAGACUAUAUUUGUGUUUUGGUUGAUAAAGAUUUGACUGUUUUUGUGGGGGAGGGGAAAGAAUCCUACCCUCCCUCUAAACAAAGAUACUGGUAGCAAGGUGAAUCAAACUGGCAUUCUUCACUCCCCACCCAGAAUUUUAUGGCCCUGAGCCAAUAGUCAGGUGGCAAUUUCCAAGGCUGAUUAUCUCUUAGAACAUUGGCCAACAGAUCAUGACCCAGUAGCACUGGGCCAGGACAGUCAUCUUAGGGCAGCCAAGCAUGUCAGGGCUUAGAUGACUCUUUCAAACAGUAAGUACCUGCUGUGAAUCCUUCAGUCAAUCAAUCAACAUUUUCCAAGUACCUAUGAAAUGCUAGAGAGACUCAAAAAAGGACAUCAUAUGUUAAUUAUGUGUAUGCCAAAUCUCUCUUAUUGCCAUGUCAGGUAAAAAGUCAUCUCUCCUAAGCCUGGAGAGCCUUAUCCUCAAGCUCAUCAAAAAGGACUAGUUUUAUUAUAAAGACAAACAACUUUGAAAGACUUGAGAACUCUGAUUAAUGCAAUGACUGACUAUGACUUGACAGAGAGAUGACUGACUCAAGAUGGAGAAAAUGACAUAUUUUUGGACCCAGCCGAUGCAAGAAUUUGUUUGCUUGACUGUGUAUUUGUCACAACAGCUACUUUCUUUUUCCAGGGAUGGGACAGUGAAAGAAAA
Trichosurus vulpecula (common brushtail) is the source of this 3232-nucleotide messenger RNA. RefSeq names its product synaptotagmin like 3 (gene SYTL3). Gene Ontology annotation, cellular component: plasma membrane; exocytic vesicle. Lineage: Eukaryota; Metazoa; Chordata; Mammalia; Diprotodontia; Phalangeridae. The coding region runs from base 112 to 1464 and encodes 450 amino acids. The record is from RefSeq and is a predicted model, not a curated record. Gene Ontology annotation, molecular function: small GTPase binding; neurexin family protein binding. Gene Ontology annotation, biological process: intracellular protein transport; exocytosis. The transcript is spliced from 12 exons.